Messenger RNA from Nomia melanderi (Alkali bee), 2032 nucleotides. The record is from RefSeq and is a predicted model, not a curated record. NCBI's taxonomy places the organism in Eukaryota, Metazoa, Arthropoda, Insecta, Hymenoptera, Halictidae.
GAUUCCUCGACGGGUCGACCAUGAUGGCGCGUGUAGCUGGACUUGCUCUUGUACUGUUGUUAUGGGUGACCCAGAGUGCAACACAAGAGCUGCAUCGAACUAGAGUGGUGAACACCACUACUGGACCUGUGCAAGGCAUCAUUAAGUACACACACUGGUACGGCGUCAAGUGUGAAGUCUACUAUGGGAUCCGCUACGCCGAACCACCGGUUGGGAAACGAAGAUUCAAGCCUCCAGUUCCAAUAAAACCAUGGACGUACGUUUUCAACGCUUCCGAGGAGGGCAACGCCUGUCCGCAGAUAGAUUACUUUACCUAUCAGUACACGGGCGAAGAGGACUGCCUGGUUCUGAACGUGUACAUUCCGAUUAACCCAAUUGAUGAUGAUCCUCCCACUUUCACGGAGUUUGGUACAGUGUCGAACCUGAAACCGGUGAUGGUUUGGAUAUACGGCGGAGCGUACAUGGAAGGAGUCAGCACGCGUUCCAUGUUCGGGCCCGAUUUCUUCCUCGAGCAGGGCGUCAUUUUCGUCAGCCUGAAUUAUCGUCUCGGCGUGGCUGGAUUCUUGAAUCUGGGGCACCCCGACGCUUUGGGCAACGCAGGUUUGAAGGACCAGAACCUGGCUCUCCGUUGGGUGCGGGACAAUAUAGCGAACUUCGGCGGUGAUCCGAAUCGAGUGACUAUCUUCGGGGAGAGUGCUGGCAGUGCUUCCGUAGCAUACCACGUUCUGUCUCCGAAAUCGACAGGACUCUUCUCGCAGGCAAUCCUCGAGAGUGGAACACCAUUGUGCCAGUGGGCGUACCACACGCCGAAGAAAGCUUAUCUGAACGCCAAGAAUCUCGCCAGCAAACUCGGUUACAGGGGGAACAGCACUCAAGAAUUGCUGGAUUACCUUCUUCAAGCUGAUAUUCACAGUUUGGUCGUGGAAACGCUGAGAGUCGACGCUGGGGUGUUGCCGUUCCGGCCGUCGAUAGAGGACACGUCCGUCGCGACCGACGGCAGCGAGUUCCUGACCGACUGCCCCGUGAACCUAUAUAAAUCCGGGAAUUUCAAUAAAGUCCCCACCAUAAUGGGUUACAACAAAGACGAAACGCUCUACUUUACAUCCGCUCUGCUUGCCAAUAACUCCCACACGAAGCAAUUAUCCAGCUUUCUAUCGCGAUCGGCGGGUCUUAACGGAUUACCGAACAAGAUACUGUCAUAUUUCGGAGAAGCUGCGUUGGAUUUUACGCCUAACGUCUUCUCGGAGGAGUUCGUAAGGUUCAGUACCGAUAUAUUCUUCGUCGCUCCCAUCGAUUUGACGCAGAGGCUAUUAGCGGACCAGAACGAGGGGAAUCCUAUCUAUUACUAUCGGCUCUCGUACGAGUCGGCGUACACCAUGCAUUCUGAAGAGGGUGAUAGUAUAAAUGGAACGGCGCACGUGGACGACAUCGAUUAUUUGUUCAACGUGGAUAUGUUGCACCAGCCAAGAGAUCCAAACAACCCCUUCAACGUAUUCCGGAGGAAGUUCGUCAGACUAUGGACGAACUUCGCCAAAUACGGAAACCCUACGCCAUUGAUAGGAAUCGGUGACCAGUUCGAUGUGAUUUGGGAAGAGAGCAACCUGUUCGGCGUCCAGCUCGAUAUCAACACAACACCAGUCCUGCUACCGCGUUUGAUCGAUUCAACAGCUAGUAGUUACCAGAGAGGCUUUCUAUCCCGACUUCCGGCCGAGACCGCCUGCACUUCAACGAUGUAAUACAGUACUGGCUGCUGGGAAUAGUGUAAGACUUCAACUGUGUACAAAUCCAUGGCUGCGAAGCUUCAUUCGAAGUUAAAAUUGGAGAUCAUCGAGGUAUCCACAGGAAGAACAUUGUUUGGACUCUUCGAUUCCACUGAUGACGACUAUUUUUUAUAGAAUUUUCUAUGAAACUGGCUACUUUUUGUUAUUGAAGUCUAUGCUGUAUUUAGUACUAGCACUCUAAUGAUAUACUUUAGAUACAUAGAUAAUAGAUGAAUUGUUAGCGAUAAAUGCGAUAUAAUAAACUUGUUUAU